Dicrocoelium dendriticum is the source of this 4766-nucleotide messenger RNA. The record is from the annotation of a GenBank genome assembly. NCBI's taxonomy places the organism in Eukaryota, Metazoa, Platyhelminthes, Trematoda, Plagiorchiida, Dicrocoeliidae.
CUACUGGACAGAAUGAUCGACCGAAGUGAUGUUAGUAGUGUCGCGCGUUGAACAGGUGGGUAGACGAACUCGUCGGCGCCAUGUAGGUAACCUCACGAUCACGAUGUGAAACCAAUAUUCUGUGGAGUAUUAAAAAACCCCGAUGCACUGCAAAGCAGAUGCUAUCCGAGUCAGCAUUUAUACCUCAACACGCCGGGUUUCGUGAUACAAUGAUUACCUCGUUCAUUAUUCUCAUAAACCUUUUAAUUCAUUUUUGCCAAUCACGUCAGUUGGAAUCUAUGUCCUACGCCGAGUUGGAUAAGCAGCGUGAUAACAGAAUGGCGAAACUGUGGGCUCCUCAAACUCCACCCCACUUAUUACCAGAUUUUCGACCUAUGCAUUUGUGUGCCACUGAGGAUUUCAUUCGUCUUUCACAGUCAUUACAGCAGCUGGUAAGCGAGCACCAUGACCCACAGCGCUUCCAUUGGUUUACACUUAGUUUAACUAGUAUCAAGUCUGUGAAUCGCAGUUACUUUCUCGCUGGUGGUUCUUCGAUUAGAUCAUUCGAUUCGCCUGACGCAAUCUCUGUCAGUCCUCGUGACGGAGGUAGUGUGUUUCUCUGUGAAUUCGAACAAAUCUCUCAACUUCAUCAUGCAGUUGGUUUUGCUCCCCGUCAAAAAGCAUGUCGUAAACUUAAUCCUCAAUCAAGAACUGAUGUUUCACACGAGAAUCUCGGUGCCUCGAGCACCACACUGAAGCUUGCUAACAAUAUAAGCUUGCUGGCUUACUGUGAUCCACUUUGGCGUGCCACAUCUCCUGUCCCGGUUGGGCGUUGUUUUUUAACUGCGCUAACAGAAGGCAAACUCGAUAACGUGAUUGUUUUUUCGGAAUUUUGUCAAUCCGGUUUGCAGGUGGCAACUCCUUGUAUGGCGGGUUACAGUGUAUCGUUAUCACUGCCUUUGAGCACAGUGAGAAACCACUAUGUUUCCAGUUCCUUGAGAAAAGUUGAACUAUGGACGGGGCAGCCGUUGGCGGUUCCCUACGGAAGAGUGCAAGUUAUCAAGGAUCCCUAUGGAACAGCGACUACUGUGACCAUCAGGCGUCCGGACUGGGAGACACCCGCUGUCAUUGGAUCUCUGUUUGGAUACGUGGUGAGAAAUGGUUUCAUCACGGCCCCUGGGACAUUCGAUCUAGGUGCAAAUCUAAAUGUGACCGUGGCUCAGUUGAUCGGUGUCCGACUAUCAACUGAUGCAACGCAAAGUGCCGAUUGGAUAGGCGGCGUGCAACCGCAUCAGCUGUUCGACGGCUUCGGUACUUCAAUGCUGCGCACCAGGCUCAAAAGUGCUUCAGAUGUGGUUGUGGUCGUUGGUGCGCCGUACAGUACGGUGUCACCAGACACUGCCGGCUCAACUGGGCCCAAUUUGGACCGUGGUACCAGUUCCGAUAGGGGUAAGAUAUUUUUGUACUGCCCUUUUGCUGACCUUCCUGAAGUUUCGGCGCACCAGGGUAAACUUCAAUUGUACAAUGACGAAUUGGACGGUCCCAUCGGUAGCACUCAUUUUGGAUUUUCGCUUUCAAGGCUCGGUGAUGUGGAUGGCGAUGGAAUAGAAGACAUCGCGGUUGGAGCACCGGAUCUAGACGGUCGGAUCGGGUACGGCCGAGUCUACAUAAUACGCCUACUGUCAGACUGCAAAUUUGAUCGAGUUCCCCUCCAAAUUCUACAAGGCCCAGUUGAAUCUCCUACUUUUGGAUCAGUUCUACCUGAAGGUGGAGAUGAUCUAGAUUUCAAUGGUUUUCCUGAUCUAAUAGUGCCUAGCACCAGUGGUCCACAGUCACCAUCCACACCAGAUAUUCAUAUUUUCGCCACACGGCAUCGAUUUAAUGCAGAGUGUCGUUUCACCUUCCCCCCUUGGUUGUCCAUAAGACAGAUUCUUGCUGGGGACACCAUACCAGUUGAGCUCACAGUUCACCUCGAAAGUAAAGCGACAGAGGACCAAAAAGCUGACGUACUAAAACAUAUUUUCAUGGACGAGGCAUCCAAUCGACUGCAUCAUCAGGUGCUUGUAGACUGGAAUGCGAGUGACUCCAUGACUCAACGCUUCGUAAUUGCAGGCAGAGUGGACAGUGAUCUCGAUUUGGCACAAAACCUCCUGGCCAUCAAAUUCAGUCUAUCAGCCGAGCAAGAUGUUCAGGAUAUGGUUGGUAUUGAUACCGAGAAGAAUGGUUUAUUUGUUGCUUAUCGGUUUAUCCAGCCUUGUAUUGGAAACGGGUCGGUUAUUGACGAUAAUGGAACUUGCUCUGAUGGAAGUGGCCUAAAACGAGCACACAUUGAUUGGUCCAGGUGCAUCGCAAGGGUCCCUCUCAGUCGAUUUAUCUGCUAUCCCCACAGAAUAUGCGAAAGUGAUCUCUAUGUCAUGGUAUCCGACGUUACAGCAAAGAGUGCGCAUUCCGAUAAACGGGAGAGCGUUGGGCAUGUAGAAGAUAGUCGUUUCUUAAAGAAAUAUGCCUUGAUAUAUGGACAUGCCGAGAGCUCACAUCCCGAAUUGCUGAUCCAAGUUUUUAAUUAUGGUCCUACGCUUGCUGGUGGAAUUUGGAUUGAAAUACAAUUUCACGGUGACCUUCGAUUUGCUCAAUUAAUCGGAUUUGAGAGUGAAAAGAAUCUAGCGGAGCAGAAGGAGAUCAAACUGUCAGUGAAUAUCGCAGCGAAUGAAAGUUGGGUGGCCACAUUUCUGGGGACAAUACCAGCGCCACUAUCAUUGGAUAGAGAGCACAUCCCCCCGUCGUUCUAUCUGAAACUGUCAACAUAUUAUGUGAAUUAUACUCAAAUGACAACGGCCAACUUUUCAUUGGGAGCUGGACUAACCGUUCGACUAAUCCCCGGGACUUACGAUCCAAUAAGCGAAGGGAAUGAAGUACAUAUUGAGUACCGUUUGGUAAAUGAACCAAAAGUGCGGAUAUCCUACGGUCCUAAAUCAGUUUUCAGUCGAAUGGAUAACCGGACGAAACCAGCUCCGUGGGCGGUGGAUUUCUUACGACGUGUUGAUGUGGAGGAGGUAGGUCCUCGCGUGGAGCACACCUACCAAGUGGAAUAUUUGGGUCCGAUUAGUAGACUGACAAACAUUACUGUUCGAUUGACCGUACCUAACGAGCUCUCACCAGUCGACCGGGAAAGCAACCUUGAUGCUUAUCUUGUCUAUCUGUUCCCUCAAGUUCGUGCCAGUGUCGAUGGAUCUAGUAAUCUUCAAUGGGUAGACCUAUGGCCGAGAAUUACUCUAUCCGAUCCCAGAGACAUUGCAGGCGGAGAAAAACUUGGAAGUUGUACAAUAAUUGAUGCACAAGAACGAGUGAACCCAAAGAAAAUGAUUGGAAUGGAUAUUUCUAAAAUUUACUCCAGAAAGCGCCGUCAUGCCUCGAUCACGUUGGAUUCAUCUCAAAGUGAAUUUUAUGAGAUGGACAGCAGAUUGAAUGACUCGGAGCUUUCACCGUCCGUUUGGGAUUCUGAUAUGUCUCCAGCAGCCUCGAGGCCAGCUCCAAAUCUCUUCAGAAGAAUCCCUAAAGAAAUUUUACAAUGUGACAGGGUUGGAUAUCGAUUGCAGAAGCCAAUCUGUGCCGAGAUUGUUUGUCGCGUGGAAGCAUUGCAAAAGAAUCGCCCUGUUUUGAUCACAGUGACCGGUUGGCUGUGGGCACGAACAAUGUUUGAUAAACACAUCUCCGAUGUAGACGUCGUCACUACACUGACAGUGGACCAAGGAUUCGUACCCGCCGGAGUGAUCCCAGCGGCCGAACCUGUGGGAUACUUUCAUUUGGCUCAAACAUUUUUCUUUCCUCAAAUUCGUCCGAAAUUACUGCAUCAGAUCCCCAUAUGGCCGAUUAUCGUCGGAGUAGUGUCCGGUAUACUUGUUCUGGCCCUAAUCAUCAUUUUGCUUCGCGAAUUAGGAUUCUUUAAGCGUCGGAAAUCCGCUCUACUGAAAGCGAAGUAUAGCAGAGGUGGAGCAGAUGAAUUGGAACGUACCGCGGAGGAGACGCCAGUGAAGAAACCGCACUACUCCGGACUUCAGCCAUCCACAGUGGAUAAAUACGAAAGAGGGACGAAGAAGCGUCCGAAAGGCAAACAUCGUGGUGACCUAACCAUCUUGCAUCCAGCAGACCUGGCAGCAAACAAACAAAAUGCACAGGACGAGCAAAAAUUACUCAAUGAUUCUCAUCCGGAAGCCUGAACGGCAGUCGUACUGGACGCCGAAGGGUUUCAGCCAAGUGAACAGUGAUAAACACACCGUAUUGCUUUGUGCUGUGUGAGAGCUGAUAGAUGCCUUAUCCCAAGUACGUAUACUUUAUACACUUUUAGUGUGUUCGUGUUCGUGCCUGCGCACAUCCCCCUUAUACUCUGCAGUAGAUCUGGACUCGAUUGCGCUUCACACCCUUAUUUUGCGCGCUUCUUGUAGUGUUCCACGUUGCAUCAACCAUCCAAGUGUGCACGGUCUCAUUUCUGUCUUGGUGUUGACACUCCAGUUUUCUUUGACUCCAACCACCAGUAACAUGGUGCUUCAAGUUUCCGACGUUGCUUCUAUACACUACCCGUCAGACUUUGCUGCUUUUUAAACCUUUUCCUGAUGGGUGUUAUUUUUGGAGAAGGACUACGAGCAAUAAGUUUCUUUUUAAUUUAUUUUCCUAAUUCUGCUUAGUUGUGUUUUCUGUGGAAGAAGUAUACUGAUUUGAGAAAUAUAAUACGAUUAUUUUAAAUGGCUGAUGGCCAGCACCCAUGGAACAUCAACCGUGAUGCCAAGUUA